Messenger RNA from Ramularia collo-cygni, 1458 nucleotides. RefSeq names its product related to acid phosphatase. The transcript is spliced from 2 exons. Gene Ontology annotation, molecular function: phosphatase activity. The record is from RefSeq and is a predicted model, not a curated record. Gene Ontology annotation, biological process: dephosphorylation. The coding region runs from base 1 to 1458 and encodes 485 amino acids. NCBI's taxonomy places the organism in Eukaryota, Fungi, Ascomycota, Dothideomycetes, Mycosphaerellales, Mycosphaerellaceae.
AUGACGACCCUGACGCCCCGCCCGCCCUACUCGGAAGAGGAACUGAGCCGACUGUACCCAUCCCAUCUCCGCCUCGAACAAGUCCAAAUUCUCCUCCGACACGGCGAACGAACUCCCGUUUCCGCUCGUUUUCAAGCUUCGGGCCUUCAUGGCAGUUGGCCGUAUUGUCGAGCAGCGAAUGAGCUAAAGAGUGCCGUGUUCGCAGCAGACGGAGCAUGCGACACUCUUUCCUGGCAACGCCGGCUGGAGACAUUGGGAAAGAAUGACGCUCCACAUCUCGCUGUCGGUCCUGGUGGAGAGGUCGAUGCUAUAUGCCAGCCCGGUGAAUUGACAGAUCGAGGGAGGGAAACCACCCUCUCUUUAGGUCAACGUCUCCGAACCCUCUACAUUCACCAACUCGCCCUCCUCCCACCAUUUCUCUCCCAAUCCACGCAAUCGACUAUCCACCUCCGUGCCACUCCCAUCCAACGUGCCCUUGAAUCCGUUCAACAAACGUAUGUCGGCUUGUAUCCUCCGGCCUCCCGCUCUCCCGCUCUUCCUCCAACACCCAUCAUCCAACGCAGCAUCACCGAUGAGACCCUCUUCCCCAACGAACGAGGUUGUCCUCGAUUUGCAGAACUCGCUCAUGCCUUUGCGAAUCGUGCCGCGGAGAGGUGGAAUGGUAGCGAGGAGAUGAAGAUGUUGAAUAAGAGAUUGGGAAAACACAUGCCUCCUGCAACGCCCGAGGUCAAAGUUGAUGGCCACCCACGAUUGAGCGGAAUCAUGGACAGCAUCAACGCCACUCUCGCUCACGGACCCGCUACGAGACUCCCAUCAGAGUUCUACGAACAGCAAGUCAGAGACACAAUCGAUAAGAUUUGCGUCGAAGAGUGGUUUGGUGGGUAUGAAGAAUCUCUCGAGUACAGGAAGUUGGGCAUUGGAGGGUUGGUAGGAGAUCUUACGCAAAGAAUGGUGGAGCACGUCACUGCAAAGGACGAAGAGGAGAAAUGGAAGAUGAGUCUUAGUGGAUGUCAUGAUACCACCAUCGCUGCUACCCUGACCGCUCUGGGCGGCUUCCGAACCAAGAGCGACAAGUGGCCCAACUUUACCAGUAGCAUUGCUUUCGAGCUCUUCGCUCGCAAGGAGGAUACGGGUGCGACUGCUGGCAAGAAGGGAUGGUUCGCAAAGAAAGGGUCAAGCGAUCCGAGAGCAAAGUGGGAGGAUAUGAGUCAAGAGCAGAGGGAGAGAUUACAAGGCAAGUUUGUGAGAAUCCGGUACAACGACAAGGUGGUCACUUUGCCGGGAUGUAAGGGUGAGGGAAGGCAUUUGGAGGGCGAUGAGAGCUUCUGUACGCUCGAGGCUUUCAAGCAGGUUGCCGAUCGUUUCACCCCCCAGGACUGGCGAGGAGAAUGUAGGACUGGUUUGGGGACGAGUGCGUUUGGCCAGGUGGAGAUGCCCGUUGGGGUUGUCGAGCAGUGA